This is a messenger RNA of Endocarpon pusillum Z07020, 1659 nucleotides long. RefSeq lists its product as uncharacterized. The transcript has a single exon. Bases 1 to 1659 code for a protein of 552 amino acids. Lineage: Eukaryota; Fungi; Ascomycota; Eurotiomycetes; Verrucariales; Verrucariaceae. The record is from RefSeq and is a predicted model, not a curated record.
AUGACCAGCGACGAUCAGUACUUCCUUGAUCUCCUAGCAUCAGUGCCCAGUGAUAUAGCAAGUUACGGGAGUCGUAUCGCCGACUACAUCGAGAAGCACUCCUCCUCCCUAGCUACCGAGCUUCGCGAUGCAAUCGACUCGGCCACAUGGAUCCCAGACUCAAUGCGUCCACCUGUGCGCGCUGUAUCACAUCAACUCAGUGCUCCAGCUCCUCCUCAAGGCUUCUUCGCAAGGACAACGACAUGGAUAUCCAAUAACCGAACGGCCAUAGCAGUUGUCUUAGCGUUUGCCGGUACCACAGCAAUCCUCAUACACAGGCGUAAGAGGGCGCAUGCAAAGAAGAGGCGUGCUCGUCGCGAUCGUAAUGGAAAGAAGAAAGAAAUAGUGGUGCUGGCCUGCUCCUCCUUCCAUGAUCCGCUCACUCACUCAUUGGCCCUGGACCUUGACCGUCGUGGUUACAUUGUCUACGUCACCGUCUCUAGCACUGAAGAAGACAGUCUGGUCCAAUCUGAGAGUAAAUGGGAUAUCCGGCCUCUUUGGAUGGAUCUCACUUCCUCUGUCCCAAACCCAGGACUUGAUCUUCAUCCUAACCUGGAGCCGAUCCGUCAGCUGAUCAAACCUUCCUCACGCGCAUCCUCUCCAGGCUCGGUCAAAUCAUCGCAAUCAAAUUCUCCUUCAUUCCCUCACACAUUAGCAGGCUUAAUACUACUACCAGGCUCAACAGGAUACCCGACCGGCCCGCUCGCAGCCCUCCCGCCAACAGACUUAAUCGAUACUGUCAAUACCCGCCUUCUAUCCCCCAUGCUGACCGUCCAACAAUUUCUUCCACUUCUCGCCCUAGCUGAGACUCAAGCCCAGUCUAGCACGGCAAUAAGCACCACCAAAGCUGCAGGCCUCCCUCUUCCUGUGCCGUCUGUAAUCCUUGCCUAUUCCUCUAUCCCAACAUCCCUCCACCCACCCCACCAAAUCCCCGAAACAGUUACCACAACGUCCCUCUCCAGCUUCACCCGAUGUUUCCGCCACGAAUUGCACCCUAAAUCCAAUAUCAGCAUCACAGAGCUGAAGCUAGGUUUCUUCGAUCUAAGCUCAGUACUCCCUCGCGCACCAAGGGCAGGAGACUACGUUUAUCCUCAGUACAUAAGGGAGCGAGAGCAAGGGCAAGAGCGCUCUGGUCCGGAGGUACCGAGGAACUCGGCCCUCACACAUUGGCACUCCUCACAGCGAGCGGCGGCGCAUCGGUCUAUACAUGGUCAGCAGCAGGAAGGAAGUGAUAGCGGCAACCACAGUAAAAUCCGCGGAGCCGGGUCGAAUUUGAGAGAAUUCCACAACGCCGUCUUCGAUACGUUGAACCCCAGUCCUGGGUUCAAAGCUUUCGGUGUGGUGUCUUGGGGUGGGAGUAGGAGAAGGAGAGUUCAGGGGACAGUAUAUGUAGGACAAGGUGCGAGGCUAUAUGAUUUCGUGGGCAAAUGGAUUCCGGAGGGAUUAGCUGGGUGGCUGAUUAGGCGGCAGGAGAGGAGGAGAGGUGAGGUGGAAGAUAGCAGUCAGGGUACGGGGAGAAGCAAUGUGGAUGGAGCAAGUGAAAGGGGGCAGGAGACUGGACUGCCGAGAUGGGGUGCGUCGAGCGCAAGUAGUGGAAGCGGGGUCUGGGAGAAGCUUUGA